Molecule: messenger RNA, 4410 nt
Organism: Gorilla gorilla gorilla (western lowland gorilla)
Lineage: Eukaryota; Metazoa; Chordata; Mammalia; Primates; Hominidae
Gene: ARB2A
Product: ARB2 cotranscriptional regulator A
Exons: 12
Coding region: 192-1478 (428 amino acids)
Biological process (GO): regulatory ncRNA-mediated heterochromatin formation
Cellular component (GO): nucleus
Molecular function (GO): siRNA binding
Source: RefSeq, a predicted model, not a curated record
UAAUGACGUAUCAGUCUCCUGAAGACCCCGGAAGUGCAACUCGAAGUUGGUCGGGGCGCGGAUCCCCAGAGGGAAAGUCAUAACAACCGCACGAGGGAGUUCGACUGGCGAACUGGAAGGCCACGCCUCCUCCCGCCUGCCCCCUCAGCCCUGUAGCUGGGGGCAGAGCUCAGACUGUCUUCUGAAGAUUGAUGUCUAUUUCCUUGAGCUCUUUAAUUUUGUUGCCAAUUUGGAUAAACAUGGCACAAAUCCAGCAGGGAGGUCCAGAUGAAAAAGAAAAGACUACCGCACUGAAAGAUUUAUUAUCUAGGAUAGAUUUGGAUGAACUAAUGAAAAAAGAUGAACCGCCUCUUGAUUUUCCUGAUACCCUGGAAGGAUUUGAAUAUGCUUUUAAUGAAAAGGGACAGUUAAGACACAUAAAAACUGGGGAACCAUUUGUUUUUAACUACCGGGAAGAUUUACACAGAUGGAACCAGAAAAGAUACGAGGCUCUAGGAGAGAUCAUCACGAAGUAUGUAUAUGAGCUCCUGGAAAAGGAUUGUAAUUUGAAAAAAAUAUCUAUUCCAGUAGAUGCCACUGAGAGUGAACCAAAGAGUUUUAUCUUUAUGAGUGAGGAUGCUUUGACAAAUCCACAGAAACUGAUGGUUUUAAUUCAUGGUAGUGGUGUUGUCAGGGCAGGGCAGUGGGCUAGAAGACUUAUUAUAAAUGAAGAUCUGGACAGUGGCACACAGAUACCGUUUAUUAAAAGAGCUGUGGCUGAAGGAUAUGGAGUAAUAGUACUAAAUCCCAAUGAAAACUAUAUUGAAGUAGAAAAGCCGAAGAUACACGUACAAUCAUCAUCUGAUAGUUCAGAUGAACCAGCAGAAAAACGGGAAAGAAAAGAUAAAGUUUCUAAAGAAACAAAGAAGCGACGUGAUUUCUAUGAGAAGUAUCGUAACCCCCAAAGAGAAAAAGAAGUGAUGCAAUUGUUUAUCAGAGAAAAUGGUUCUCCUGAAGAACAUGCAAUCUAUGUUUGGGAUCAUUUCAUAGCUCAGGCUGCUGCUGAGAAUGUGUUUUUCGUUGCUCACAGCUAUGGAGGACUUGCUUUUGUUGAACUGAUGAUUCAACGAGAAGCAGAUGUAAAAAAUAAGGUAACUGCUGUGGCAUUGACAGACUCUGUUCACAAUGUGUGGCAUCAAGAAGCUGGCAAAACGAUUCGAGAAUGGAUGAGAGAGAACUGUUGUAAUUGGGUCUCUAGCUCAGAACCAUUAGACACAUCAGUGGAGUCCAUGCUACCUGAUUGCCCCCGGGUCUCAGCAGAUACUGAUUGCUUCGUGAUUUUGAAAAAAAUAGCAUGCACCGACCGUCACGAGCUAACUUCCUGGAAGAGCUUUCCGUCUAUUUUCAAAUUCUUUACCGAAGCCUCAGAGGCCAAGACCAGCUCCCUGAAGCCGGCUGUGACGCGCCGCUCGCACCGCAUCAAGCACGAAGAGCUGUAAGAGGAGCGAGCGCGACGGGGGAGGCCGCCCUGGCGCACGCACCCGCACGCCUCCUCACUGCUUGUGUCGUCGAGCGGACUCCCAGCCCCUCAUUAGAUUGUUUUCUUCCCAGAGCACAGGGUCGUGAUAUAUACAUCUAAAUAGCGUUUUGCAUUAUUUCUAGAUGAGUGCAACUGUCAAAGCAAUAUGGGUUCACUGGUCGUGCUUCCUGCGGGCUGAGCGCGCGCUGAGCGCUGCCAGUCAGCGCUCACAUUAAGGCUGACAGCGCCCUGCCCCGCGCGGCCGGCGAGGCUCUAAUUGCCCUGACGAAGACCGCGCGGGCGCUGCGGGUCCGGCGGCGUCGGCGCGGUCCUAGCGCCCGCCGUAGCCGAGCCGCUGCUGCUUCCCCCUCCUUAAUCAUGUCCAUCUUUCCCCGCUCUCAACUGGAGCAAACUUCUAUUCCAGACUUCAGAUUUCCAUUUUCACUAGGUUUUUCCCUGAGGGCAUCUUAUUACCCACCUCUUUUUUUUUUUUUUUUUUUUUUAGGAAGUUCCACACACACUCCAAAGCCGAUUUCAAAUUCAGAACCUGAAUGCCAUGAUGUACCAUGUAGUUUGGGGAGUGCAAAUUGUUCUCUCCCUGUUUUCAUUUCGGGACCAGAAAAAAAACAACUCUGCAUAAAAAUCUAUAAAGUACUGAAUCCGCAUUACUGCUGAAAAUCCUUUUGCCAGCUAAUUGUGAGAGUUUACACAAGUCUCUGAUUUCAGAAGAGACUGUUAAAACCAAAACAAUGAUGGGCAGCUCUUUUAAGUGUAGGUGUGAAAGGUCCCAUUUUCAAUGGAAUUUCCAACUGUUAUCACUGGGAUUGACUUUACUUUUUAAACACAUAAUGUGUACUGAGUGGCAUUGUAAUUUAGAUAUAACACACUUAAGUUUUGCUUUUUAAAUCUCUCUGUGGAGAAAGAUUGUUGUUGUUAAUCCUUUCCAGAAUGAUCUAUUCUGAGCUUUCCUGGAGUUAGGCCCUUCUAGGGAGAGAAUUUUUUUAUUGUCAUCAGGAAACGAAACCUUUGUGCUCUGCAGCCUUUUUCUUCUGAAAGGCUAAGUGGGGCUAAAAUUAUCCUUUUAGUUUUCUGCUUUAACAAGAAGAGAAGGACUUGGUGUGAAAGAAUUUCUUCUCUCAGUCCAAUGGUAUAAUUUUUAGCACUCCGCUUCCUCUGUAGGGUUUAGCCCUACAGUUUGAACAAUUAAGUAUUUUAAUCCAGCUAAGAUGUGGCCAACACUGUGAAAUACAGGAGAUGUUAAGGUUUUGCUGACUUUUAGAUUAAAAUCUUAAAAUUUCACAUUAUAUUUUAAUUACUUGACAAGUUUAAUUACCUAAAGAUUGUUUCUAAUAGAUGAGAACAUGAAUUUAAUAGUUUUCAUCCUUUUUUCAAGUGUGUGCAACAAUUAAUAUGCCUGCCUUAUUUGAGGACAUGAUAAAAUGUACCCAAAAUGACUUCGAACUGUCUAAUGCCUCAGAAAAGUAACUUAAAAUCAACCACUUCGUGCUUAAAUGUUUUUAUAUUAUGAACCGAUUUCAACAAGUUUUAAAGCUGUUAAUAUCUCAUUGCUGUGUUUGACACACAAGUACAUUCAUUGGUUCUAUAGUCUUAAUGAUGACAAAUUAAAGAUGUUUUUUCAGUGCUCAGGUAUGCAUAUAUUUUCAUGUUACUUAAGCAAAAUCAACUAUAUAGGAGGAAAAAUCAAAAUGGCAUUUUAUUCAGCUACCAGAUGGCUUAAAAUGAGUAAACCCCAACAACAUCAAGCACAUUUGUCUGUGAUAUUGACCCUUUUUAUCCAAUCAUUACUAUUUUAGAAGUAGUGGUGAACUGUGUAAAAUAAUGGUAUCUUCAGCAGUGUUCCGGAAUCUUAGUUGAGGGACAGACAUUCCUUCCAGUGAGAGAUUCAGGAAUUGAUGUGAAUUGAAUGUAUUUUUCAAGGUAUUAUAAAUUGUGUCGUGUUUUCAGUAUAUGAAAAUGUUGACAGGAAACAAUUUUAUAGCAUUUAUAAAAAACCAACACUUGUGCAAUGCUAAAUUGGCGAAGCUUCUGCACCUGAAUUAGAGCACAAUAAAUAUGCUGUUUAUAAACCAAAUCACUGCUAUUCCUUCUCUCAAAUCAUCUCUCCUCUUUUUAAACCUUUACUUAUAGCUAGAAUAAAUCACUAUUUAAUUGCCUCUAAUACUUUAAAACUACUGGAUGGUUAGGCCUUGUUUAACUAUUUAUGGAGAGCUAUUUGCAAACUUAAGUUGUGUAAAUGUAAUUUCUACUUGUGAAUCUGAGCUGUAGCAGCCCAGAGGGAGCUAGGCAAACUAUUCCAGACCACCAACUGAUAAGUGAUCAGAUUCUUUGUAAUGUAGGAUUUUUUAACCUGUUGAUUAUGGGUUUGUUGAUAUAAAUGUAAUAAUGUUCACCUCGAUUUUCCUGAAGUAACAACCAGCAGUUGGCAGUAGCCCACCUGCAUGAGGGCGGCCAGUGUUAACAAUAUUUUUGUUCUGAUCUUCUUCUUCCCCAUUUUUGUUUCCUCAAACAGGUUUUUAGGAGAGUGGAGAUUUAAAGUCAGGAUGUGGCCUUUUUAUUUUAAUUAUAUACUUAAUUCUUAGAACAAGUAGAAUGGGAAAGGAGUGACUGAUAAAUCUAAGAUUCAAAAUAGUCCUGUCGAAACUUAAAGGCCAGAAUUUGCUUUGGAGCUUUCUGUAGGUACUAGCCAUCCCGUCAUUAAAUGUUUUCAUGGAUAUUUGAAAAGAAGACCAUGUACCUUUAAUAACUGUUCUUUUCUCGAGUUUCUGCCUUGUGCUUUGACCUGGAUUGCAUUAUUAUUGUUUAUGCGAAGUAAAAAAAAAAGGAAAGCACAAGCUUUUCCUGUAUGUUAUAUUUCCAUUUCCAUUUUAAAAUAAAAACAAUUUUCCCAACAA